AUUAUGGCAUUAGAUAUUAGACUAAAAAAAGUUAAUAAAGUCUACUUCGAUGGCGAUGAACUGUCCGGAGUGGUUGUCUUCGAGUGCAAGUCCGAGUGCCGUCACGAAGGUAUUGUACUAUCAGUCGAUGGAUCAGUUAAUAUGCAGCUGAGCUCGAAAAAUGUCGGCAUCUUCGAGGCCUUCUAUAAUAGUGUCAAACCGGUACCGCUGAUCAGCUACGGUAUAGAGAUUGCCAAAAGUGGUAAACUACCCGUCGGUAAGACAGAGAUACCGUUUGAGUUGCCAUUGAAAGCCAAAACCAAUCGACAACUGUAUGAGACAUAUCACGGAGUGUUCAUUACUAUACAGUAUCUAAUCCGAUGCGAACUAAGACGAACAAUGCUCAGCAAAGAUCUGCAAAAAAGUGUGGAAUUUAUUGUCGAAUAUCGGCCGCCGUUGCAGAUAAUGAAGCCAUUCGUGUCCAAAGCGGUCAACUUUUUGAUAACACCCGACUCGUUGCAAAACAUCAAAGACAAAUCAAAGAUUCCUCGAUUCCGUAUCAGUGGUCAAUUGGAUGCAACCGUUUGCAAGAUUACCGAUCCAUUUACUGGCGAACUGUGCGUCGAACAGUGCGAAGCCGUCAUCCGAAGUAUUGAACUACAGUUGGUUCGGGUGGAGACCUGCGGCUGUGCUGAAGGAUACGCCCGCGACGCCACCGAAAUCCAAAACAUACAGAUUGGUGAAGGAAACGUAUGCCGAGGAGUGGUUAUACCUAUUUAUAUGGUAUUUCCCCGAUUGUUUACCUGUCCAUCGUUGACUACGACAAACUUUAAAAUUGACUUUGAAGUUAAUAUUGUGAUAAUCCUUGAAAAUAAUCAUUUAAUUAGCGAAAACUUUCCCAUAAAAAUUGUCCGCUACUGUGAUGAUUGA
Messenger RNA from Oppia nitens, 909 nucleotides. Its product is annotated as vacuolar protein sorting-associated protein 26C-like. NCBI's taxonomy places the organism in Eukaryota, Metazoa, Arthropoda, Arachnida, Sarcoptiformes, Oppiidae. Gene Ontology annotation, cellular component: endosome. Gene Ontology annotation, biological process: intracellular protein transport. The record is from RefSeq and is a predicted model, not a curated record. The transcript has 7 exons. The coding region runs from base 4 to 909 and encodes 301 amino acids.